AAUAAUAAAAAAAAAAAAACACAAACCCCCACACAGGCAAAAGAAAAUCCUUUCAAAAAAAAACCCAACUCACACACACCCACCAAACCCUACACCAUCUCCCCUUGAUCAUCUACUAUAUACAAUCAAAGUAUCAAACCCUAAAAUUAUGUCAUAUACCAAAUUCAAAACCAUCAAUAAAUGAUGAGUAGUAGUGCAAACCCCAGCUGCAGCGGCGGCGGUGGCGGCAGUGGAGGAGGAGGGAGUGGUGGCGGUGGUGGAGGAGGGCCGUGUGGCGCGUGCAAAUUCUUGAGGAGGAAGUGUGUGCCGGGUUGCAUAUUUGCACCUUAUUUUGAUUCGGAACAAGGUGCGGCUCAUUUUGCGGCCGUGCACAAAGUGUUUGGGGCAAGUAAUGUGUCAAAGCUUCUUCUACACAUUCCAGUACACAAAAGGCUCGAUGCGGUGGUCACUAUUUGUUAUGAGGCUCAGGCUCGCCUGAGAGACCCCGUCUACGGUUGUGUUGCUCACAUCUUUGCCCUCCAACAACAGGUGGUGAAUUUACAAGCAGAGCUCUCAUACUUGCAAGCACAUCUAGCAACACUGGAGCUGCCAUCACCCCCACCUCCUCCACCACCCCCGACGCUAAUGACUCCGCCGCCUCUAUCCAUAUCAGACCUCCCACCGGCCUCCUCCAUGCCAACCUCAUAUGAUUUGUCUUUUCUUUUUGACCCAUUGACCGUGCAAUCUUCAUGGGCCAUGCAGCAAAGGCAAAUGGAUUCACGUCAAUAUGGAGAUGGUGGUGGCUCGUCGACUGCGACCAGUGUUGGUCGCGGCGGUGGUGGGGAUUUGCAAGCAUUGGCUCGUGAACUCCUCCAUAGACAUAGUGGGACGACGUCUCCUCCUCCACAUCAUGCAUGCAAUGACCCUUCAGCAUCACCGUCUACUAUGUCCAAAUGAGGCUUGUUGACCUUAGUCUGUGCUUAGUCUGUGUUAAUGGAGUGCUUUGCUUGGAUAUACUAGCUAUCAAGGGAUCUUGAAUUAAUAUUAAUUCACGUUUUUUCAAUGGGCAUAGUAAUUUAAUAACUACUUUUAUUUUAU
Messenger RNA from Tripterygium wilfordii, 1077 nucleotides. Its product is annotated as LOB domain-containing protein 18. Gene Ontology annotation, biological process: positive regulation of DNA-templated transcription; hormone-mediated signaling pathway. Gene Ontology annotation, cellular component: nucleus. NCBI's taxonomy places the organism in Eukaryota, Viridiplantae, Streptophyta, Magnoliopsida, Celastrales, Celastraceae. Bases 181 to 936 code for a protein of 251 amino acids. The record is from RefSeq and is a predicted model, not a curated record. The transcript has 2 exons.